GCUCGCCCACGCUCCACCGCGAGACCUCCUCCUUCACCACUCCUGUGCCACCGCACGCUGCCACGCCGCAGCGCUGCCUGCCGCUGCGAAUUGCUUCAUAAUCCGCCCCGGGCCCGCUCGAUCGCUGAAGCCUCGCACCCGUUGCCGCCAUCGUGAGCAUGACGGGCCAGUUGCCCCCUCUCCAGCAACCCUCGCCCACGCCCCUCUCGCAGCCCGACAGCAACAAUAGCAUGCCGCUGCCCAGUCUUGCACACCUAUUCUCGUCGCCCCCAUCCACAUUCGACUUCGAAUAUCCACCUGCCACCCAGCCGACCGGCGCUCCGUGUGAUUCCGUGCGGCAAGCUCCUAGCGACCGUCCCGAUUCCAGUUCCACAUCGCUCGCCGCCUUCCACCACCAGCGCGGCGCUUCUGGCGCGCCGUCCAGCUCAGGGCCGUCGUGGACAGCUAUCAACCGUCCAACCGACAAUUCCAGCUUGGCGCCGCCUCUGACCAACGGUGACCGCAUUGGACCGGCGACACAUGAUCUCUACCAGCACGCCUCCUCGCCAUCAAUUGCAUCGCCUUCGGCCAAUAUUGGUAAGGAACAGCAAUCCGGUCGAAAUUCGCCUCCGCAACAUUUGAACAGCGAUCCGCUGCACGCGAAAAGAUCGGCAAGCGACCGGCGCCAAGACUCGGCCGUUUCCGAAUCCGCCGACCAUCCCAGGUCGAUGAUAUCGCAAAAUCCGACCAUUUCUUCAAACGCACAAUUUUCCCCCUUCGCUAGCAGCCCAGAGUCCCUUCCUAAUCCUUCGCCAUCUCGUAGUGCAGCCGGUUAUCCGAAGACUCCCCCGUCGCCUGCGCCUUCACCGGUACUAUUCUCUGGCUUGGGUGCAUCUCGCCCCGCCCCAGCUCGCGCACAUUCGACAGGUCGUAGGCAGUGGCUCUCGCCAUCUUCUUCCGGUCAACAGCGUCACCUCUCUAAGGCGGAGUCCGGCGCUAAUAACCGAUACGGCACAUCCCGGGAACGAGCCUAUUCGGAUUCCAGGACCACAUCCUCAGCCCUUUCGAAUGCGUCGCCGUCAAGCCCCAGGCGAGUAAGAUUUGACGACCAUUCUGCUGCAGGGAUAAUGCCGCCCCCUCGAGUCACUUCACACAGUGCGAAUGCUCAAACAGUUGUCACCGAGCCCGUUCUCCAUUCCUUUACCUCAAUCUCACGUCCGGACGUCGCUGUUCCCAACCUUCGUAUGAACAAUCCGUUUGAGGCAAUGAACCGGGACGUAAGUCAAGCUGCGAGCGGGUCAUCCGCCAUAGCUGCUGCGUCCUCAUAUCCCAUGCCCGACCCUCCAUCGGAUACAACAGGCACAGACACCUCUCCUGAGCAACAUCCCUCUCCUCUACGAUGCUCGUACUGCCAUGAAGUCUGGACAUGCCCACUACCGGAUACUAGCUCGAUGCCAGGUAGACCUUCUGCAACACUCCAGGAAUUCGAAGACGGCAUGGAGAAUAUAAGGAAGAGUCUGGAACACUACCAAGCCCAGCAAGCCUCCAGCUACCAGGAUUGGCUGACACGCCAUCGCGUCAAACCGAGAGACCCUACGAUUAUACCGCCCUGCGUCGCUGCACAGCCGGACGCCAGCAAACGCAAGUCUGAUAUUCCCGCCGACGACGCCGACAUGACGUCGAAAUUCCGCAAGCUGACGUAUGAUUCUCCCUCCCCGAAAGCCCACCUAUCUACGCCGCCACCCGACAUUCCGUCGAUUCCUCCGCCGCAAGCAUCCUCCGGCUCGCACGCAAAGUAUCGGUAUGAGACCAGCGAUGGUUCUUCCAUUCUGGUGAAUGAACAGCUGGCUACCAUCAUGCGCAUGUGUGAAAGGCCUCGAUACAACUCGCCCCCGAACGAUUCUACCAAUAUGUGGUUCGAGCCGGGGCAAAAGGAUAAAAGUAACACUCGAGAAGGAGAGCGGCAUGAAAAGCCGAAAUCGGAAUCUCCACAUGAAGGGUCGGAGGAGCCGGGGGCAGAACAGCAGCCGCCGAGACCGUCAGGAGAAGAGACGAAGCCGCAGCAGCCAAUAUAAUAUUGACAGUUCUACGAGGGUAUCCUUCAAUCCUCCAUUACUCUAAUAGAGAGGCUCUCUUACCCUCAUUUUCCCGUUCCAAAGGAAGCCCUAGCGUUUCGA
Messenger RNA from Trematosphaeria pertusa, 2156 nucleotides. RefSeq lists its product as uncharacterized. The record is from RefSeq and is a predicted model, not a curated record. The coding region runs from base 159 to 2054 and encodes 631 amino acids. The transcript has 3 exons. NCBI's taxonomy places the organism in Eukaryota, Fungi, Ascomycota, Dothideomycetes, Pleosporales, Trematosphaeriaceae.